UAUAAAGGUUGGUUGGGGCUGGGUUUGAACGGAGUCCUGUCCUAGGUCUGGACAGGCUUGGACCGUUUGAUUGGCGAGUGUCGGUAGUCGGUGCCAUACGGAAAGAGAUUGAAGAAUGCCGUGCAGGCUAACCUAACAAUCUUCAUUCAUGACAUCCCGUACUUUGAGGAGACGACUCCACCAUGGUGAUGUUGAUGGGAAAAGGCAUGAACAGUUUGAGACGUCGGGGCUGGAUGUUCUGAGUGAGCCCUUACUUGGGAACAAAGAAUAUGAUGAUAGUCUCUCAGAGGUGCGUGCAGCUCUUUGGGAUGAUGAAAGAAGGAAGGAACACAUCCAUUGGACACUUCUUUUUUCUCACGUAAUAGCACAGUGGGCACAAUGGAUAGCAAAUAUUGUCCUUGGAUCUGGAUCACUUAUUGGACGGCUUUUGCCCUUUCCUUUUGCCACUCAAAAUGGACAAACCAAGAAUUUUCUUCCCCCUUUGCUUAGUCCUUUACAGGAAGCAAGACUCAGAAACCUCCAGCAAAGGUUGCAAGUUCCCUUUGAUGGUUCUUGCGUGGAGCAUCAAGAUUCACUUAGACUAUUAUGGCAGUUAGCUUAUCCUGACAGGGAACUCCCAUCUCUCAAAACGGAGCUUUGGAAGGAGAUGGGUUGGCAAGGAUCUGAUCCUUCAACUGACUUUAGGGGUGGAGGUUAUAUAUCAUUGGAGAAUCUUAUCUUCUUUGCCAAGAUGUACCCGGAUGCAUUCCAGAACUUACUUCACAAAAGAGAUGGAAACAGAGCAGAAUGGGAGUAUCCCUUUGCUGUAGCUGGCAUCAAUAUUUCUUUCAUGUUGGUACAAAUGUUGGAUCUUCAAUCAGGGAAGCCAACUUCUUUAGCUGGAAUCCAAUUCUUAAAAUUACUGAGUGAAGAUGAAAUGGCAUUCGACAAUCUUUUCUGUGUUGCCUUUCAAAUGAUGGAUGCUCAAUGGCUUGCGAAGCGUGCUUCGUAUAUGGAAUUUAAUGACGUUUUGAAGUCUACAAGAACACAGUUAGAGCGUGAACUUGCACUUGAAGAUACUUUCAAUGUGAAAGAUUUACCAGCAUACAACAUGUUGAAAAGAUAACAUGGCUUUAGUUUCUCUCAAAAUUUAAUUUUCUUUUUUGUAUCUGUACAAUAAAAAAAUAUGCUAUAUCACAUUACUUGCCAAAAAAAACAAUCUGCUAAAUCACAUUGUAAAUUUAUUUUAUAUAAAAAUUACGUAUAGCUGCUGUAAUAAUAAAGCUUGAGCCCUAAAAAGUAAGCUGAACCAGGACCUAAAAUGGCUGUAAACCUAAUAUUCGCACUUGCAACCAAGUGGCAAACCAAUUCUGAUUCAGAUUUAUUCUCAAUUAGUGGUAUGUUGUUCGCCGCUUAAA
This is a messenger RNA of Cornus florida, 1397 nucleotides long. RefSeq lists its product as uncharacterized. The transcript has 10 exons. NCBI's taxonomy places the organism in Eukaryota, Viridiplantae, Streptophyta, Magnoliopsida, Cornales, Cornaceae. The record is from RefSeq and is a predicted model, not a curated record. Bases 149 to 1105 code for a protein of 318 amino acids.